GCUCUCCUCUCCCGAUCCCUCUCCCUCUCCCUCCAUCAUAGCUGAGAUUCCUUCCCGAUACGAUCAUCGGAGCGAAUUUUCAACAAAGAAAACCCUCCCGCUUAAUCCGACGGCAACUCUCAACGAAACCCUCCCCACCCCUUCAAUCAACGUCCCUCUACGUCGCUGCCUCCCUUCGCGGUUCCGCCUCCUCCACAUUGUUCGACAUUAUAUAUUUCCUCCCUCUUUUUUUUUUUUUUGCGUGCGGGAUAACCCUUCAUCCUGUUCGUUCAACGAGAGGAUAUCUCCAGCGUCGUUCUGUUCUGUUCCUUCCUUGCUGAUAGCCGACAAGCAAUCAGAGCUUUGGGGCCUAUUGGAUUGGACAUAAAAUUGUACAAUGACUGCUCAUGAUGCUGAUGUUGUUCGCUGGGGCCUCCAUCUCCUAGAUGUUUGUUCCAUAUCGAAUGCUGGUUCGUGCAGCAGCGUCACUCGAUACGACCCAGACCUCAGUCAGGUCCAAUAUGUGAGGGAAGGCUAUGUUGAGGCAGAUCAGGCUUGUGUUGAGAAUGAUGAGAUCAUUGCACUGGCUUUUCAAGAAGAGUUGUCCCGACUUGCCCUUCAUGAGGCUUCAGCAGAGCCUCCUUCUGGGAUGGAUGACUUGCAAGCGUCUAUCCUUGCUCAGGAUUGGGUCGCUCCAUCGAAAAGAUUCUCCGAUACUCAUCCCAGUGUGGUGGAGAACCAUCAUGAACUUGCUGGUGACUCGAGUAGGAAAGAGGAAGAAAUACAUGAUGAGGUAGGGACAGGUGUUUCUUAUCCUAGCUCGGGAGAAUUACACGUCGAGGAAGAUUUUACGGAUCAAUUGGACAUAGCAGAUGAGUCUCUUGAUGGCGAAGUGGGGAAGAGAUUGAAUCAGAUGGUUCCUAUUCCUCACAUCCCUAAAGUGAAUGGGGAAAUGCCUUCUGCUGAUGAAGAGGUAUCGGAUCAUCAGAGGCUUCUAGACAGAUUGCAGCUGUAUGAUCUGGUUGAGAACAAAAUUCAAGGAGAUGGUAACUGUCAGUUUCGUGCUAUAUCAGAUCAACUAUACCGAUCUCCCGAGUACCACGAAUUUGUGAGGCAGGAAAUUGUUCAGCAGCUAAAAUCUCACCCUGAAUUGUAUGAUGGUUACGUUCCAAUGGCUUACGCGGACUAUCUGAAGAAAAUGAGCAAGUGUGGAGAAUGGGGUGAUCAUGUCACAUUGCAGGCUGCUGCAGAUUCAUACGGGGUUAAGAUUUUUGUAAUAACUUCAUUCAAAGACACAUGCUAUGUUGAGAUCCUUCCACACAUUCAGAAGUCUAAACGAGUUAUUUUCUUGAGUUUCUGGGCUGAGGUGCACUACAAUUCAAUUUAUCCCGAAGGAGAUCUGCCUUUUCCGGAGAAUAGAAGGAAGAAGAAGUGGUGGGAUGUUCUGAAACUGUGAUUCAAUACAACCCCGUCUUUGAUCAAGCUCGUCUCCAGCGUUCUAUCUGGGAGAGCUUUCGGCGCGUAGUCAGUCAUUACAGCUGGGUCCCCUGACUAACCUAUGAUCGGUGAUUCUGGUAUUUGUUGAUUUCAUCAGGAUGGUUUCCGCAUCGCCCCUCGUAUGGCUACUUACAUGUACAUAUUCCGUUAUUUACUUUGUUUCCCCAGUUUUGAGUUUCUGAUUUGAUUGUUUUCCCACUACGCUACCUCCUUGUAUAUACUGGUAUAGAUGGAUUAGAUCUGACUUCAUUGAUUCGUUAUAGUGCAUCAAUACAGUUUAGACAAUUCUUUCCCGCC
This is a messenger RNA of Punica granatum (pomegranate), 1773 nucleotides long. The record is from RefSeq and is a predicted model, not a curated record. Lineage: Eukaryota; Viridiplantae; Streptophyta; Magnoliopsida; Myrtales; Lythraceae.